Lacerta agilis (Sand lizard) is the source of this 1159-nucleotide messenger RNA. Its product is annotated as E3 ubiquitin-protein ligase RNF182-like. The transcript has a single exon. NCBI's taxonomy places the organism in Eukaryota, Metazoa, Chordata, Lepidosauria, Squamata, Lacertidae. The record is from RefSeq and is a predicted model, not a curated record. The coding region runs from base 217 to 942 and encodes 241 amino acids.
AAAGAAUAUACUCUAUGAUAGGCUUCCCCGACCUGAUGCCCUCAAAAUGGUUUGGACUACAGCUCCCAAUAACUCCAACCAACAUGGUCAAAUGUUGGGGAUGAUGGGAGUUUUUGACCAGGUUGGGAAAGGCUGCUCUAGGAACAACUACCAAAAGGACAUAAUUUAAAGUUGACACUCACUGCUAUUAUCUUUUACAGCCUGCUUAAUUUAAAGAUGAAUUAUUCUCAAACAGAGGGAGAAGAAAAAGUACUGAACGAUGAGCUGGAAUGCAAAAUCUGCUACCAGAAGUUUAACGUCCAGAGCCGCAAGCCCAAAAUCUUGGACUGCCUUCACAGAGUGUGUGCGAAAUGCCUGACAAAAAUCCUUCAUGUGGGAGAUGGCUCCCAUUGCAUUUGCUGCCCCUUCUGCCGCCACAAGACAGAGCUGCAGGAAGAGGAAGUGGAGGGCCUUCCUGAUGACGCAAACAUCAUGUCCAAACUCAUGUCAAAAGACAAAACAGCAUGGAGCUCGGACUGCAAAGAAGUUGUCUUGACGCCAAAGAACUUGGCUUCCUCCAGUCCUUCUCAUGGGUCAUCAAACUGUUUGGUGAUUACCAUCAUGGAAGUGCAGAGAGACUCCACAAGGACGCCAAGCCAGAACACCCUCUCGGAUUACUACACAGAUCACAGCCUUGACUCGGCAUCUGUGAACUCUCACAGCCACCUGGAUCAAGAUCUUUUCUCUAAGCUCUGUAACCAUGUCCCCAGAAUACUGGUGUGGCUGCUUGGAUUUUUCUAUUUUGGUUCUUUGCCACUUGGAAUCUAUUUAUUGGUGAUUCAGAAAGUGACCCUUGGAAUUGUCUGUGUCAGUCUCGUGCCAUCUAGUCUAACUGUGUGUCUUGUGUAUGGCUUCUGUCAAUGCCUUUGCCAAGGAAUGUGUGACUGUUCCUCUAGAAACUAACGUUUUUGAAAACUGAAUUUUGGGUAUUGGCACUAUAGACCUUCAAAUGUAUAGGCUAUUUAAAGCCUACUGUGGAUUUUUUCUUUUUUAAAAAAAAAAUCAGUAGCCAAAAAUGAGACAUCUAUAUUUAGAUGUUCCUAACAUUCCAUCCCACUCUCCCAACAGGUAGCCACACUUUAGUGUGACCCACAAACAAAACCCAGAGCGGUUACUGGCU